AUGGAACGGCCCGAGCGGGCUGCGGCGGCGCCGGGCGCUCAGCCCCGUGCCAACGGCUGCAGCGGCGCGGUCCACGGAGGGCUCCGCAACGGCUACGUGCGCGGCCUGCCCGCAGCCGACACCCAGAUAGAUCACAUCGUGCACAAUGGAGGAUUAUACAAAAGACCUUUCAAUGAAGCUUUUGAAGAAACACCAAUGCUGGUUGCUGUGCUGACCUAUGUAGGCUAUGGUGUUCUCACACUCUUUGGGUAUCUGCGAGAUUUCAUGCGGCAGUGGAAGAUUGAGAAGUGUCAAAAUGCAAUAGAAAGAGAAGAACAAAAGGACUUUGUCCCAUUGUAUCAGGACUUUGAAAAUUUCUAUACCAGAAACCUCUACAUGCGCAUUCGAGACACCUGGAACCGUCCAAUUUGCAGUGUGCCAGGGGCCAAAGUGGACGUGAUGGAGAGAGUUUCCCAUGACUAUAACUGGACAUUCACGUACACAGGGAGAGUGAUAAAAGGUGUUAUUAAUAUGGGUUCUUAUAACUACCUUGGAUUUGCACAGAACAAUGGGACUUGCCAGCAGGCAGCAGCUAAAGUUCUGUCCCAGUAUGGAGCUGGGGUGUGCAGCAGUAGGCAAGAGAUGGGAAACUUGGACAAACAUGAGGAGCUGGAAAAGCUGGUUGCCAGAUUUCUAGGUGUGGAAUCUGCAAUGGCAUAUGGCAUGGGAUUUGCAACCAACUCUAUGAACAUUCCAGCCUUAGUAGGCAAGGGCUGUCUAAUUUUGAGUGAUGAACUGAACCAUGCAUCUCUAGUACUUGGGGCAAGACUGUCAGGAGCAGCUAUUCGAAUCUUUAAGCACAACAAUAUGCGAAGCCUGGAGAAGCUGCUGAAAGAUGCUAUUGUGCAUGGGCAACCUCGUACACGGAGGCCCUGGAAAAAAAUUCUUAUCUUGGUGGAAGGAAUAUACAGUAUGGAGGGAUCCAUAGUCCGUUUGCCUGAAGUGAUUGCCCUUAAGAAGAAGUAUAAAUCCUAUCUGUACCUUGAUGAGGCUCAUAGUAUAGGUGCACUGGGUCCUACUGGUCGGGGUGUAGUGGAGUAUUUUGGACUCAAUCCUGAAGAUGUGGAUGUUAUGAUGGGAACAUUUACCAAAAGCUUUGGAGCUGCUGGAGGAUACAUCGGGGGCAAGAAGGAGCUGAUUGAUUACCUCAGGACUCACUCUCACAGUGCUGUGUAUGCAACAUCACUAUCACCUCCUGUUGUGGAGCAAAUCAUCACCUCCAUGAAGUGCAUUAUGGGUGAAGAUGGUACAACUUUUGGGAGAGAGUGUGUGCAGCAGCUAGCAGAGAACACAAGGUAUUUCAGGAGACGACUGAAAGAGAUGGGCUUUAUCAUCUAUGGAAAUGAAGAUUCCCCUGUUGUGCCUCUGAUGCUGUACAUGCCAGCAAAAAUUGGUGCAUUUGGGCGUGAGAUGCUAAAGCGGAACAUUGGUGUUGUGGUUGUGGGCUUCCCUGCAACUCCCAUCAUCGAGUCCAGAGCCAGAUUCUGUUUGUCUGCAGCUCAUACCAAAGAGAUGCUUGAUACGGCUUUAAAAGAAAUCAAUGAAGUUGGGGACCUUUUGCAACUUAAAUAUUCCCGUCACCGUUUGGUACCUCUCUUGGACCGGCCGUUUGAUGAGACUACAUAUGAAGAAACAGAAGACUGAUCUCCCUCCAUAUGCCUUGGUGGGAGGGACAUACCCCCGUGGGACACUCUGUGGCAUGCAAGCCACAGUCUGUGAACAACACACUUCUGACUGCUUAGUGUAAAAGACAUUUCCUCUCAAUACUGAAGUGGCCACCAUCAACUCUAAAUGGCAUUUUGUAAAUAGAGAGAGGAGAAGGAGGAAAAAAAAAAAAAGCUUUGAUUCAUGUGUCUUCAGGGUCUGGCCCUAGAGGUGCUUGGCUUUAUUUCUUCACGUUGCUUUUUUUAUUUAUUUGUCUCAAUAAGUUCACAGCAAUCCACGUUGGCUGUGACUGAUGAGCUCAGUUUUUGUAUGCACCAAUAGCCUCCCAGAUGCUGGCUGAGAUGUUGUGAGCAUGUGUGAUGCUGGCAUGGCAGCAUUUCCAGUGUCACUGCUACAUGUCUGACCUUGUAGUAAGGGGUGAGCUGACCUGUCUGUUGAUUGGAGACUUCCUAGAGAAACUGUUGAUUGCUAACUUUGACAUAUUUAACAAGACUGAUAAUCAACCAAAGCUUUUUUCUUUUGCUGUUACUUGCUUAAAACUUGAAUAUAGCAUUUUUUAAAAUAAAUGUGUUGCUGACGCA
Molecule: messenger RNA, 2285 nt
Organism: Lagopus leucura (white-tailed ptarmigan)
Lineage: Eukaryota; Metazoa; Chordata; Aves; Galliformes; Phasianidae
Gene: SPTLC2
Product: serine palmitoyltransferase long chain base subunit 2
Exons: 12
Coding region: 1-1683 (560 amino acids)
Biological process (GO): sphingosine biosynthetic process; ceramide biosynthetic process
Cellular component (GO): serine palmitoyltransferase complex
Molecular function (GO): serine C-palmitoyltransferase activity; pyridoxal phosphate binding
Source: RefSeq, a predicted model, not a curated record